AGAGGAACUUGAAAAAUUUAUACAGAAAGGUGUUUUGAGUAAGUGAUGGAUGGUGCGUAUGGGAACAAUUAAAAUUUGUGCAUUUUAAGAGUUUAAACGUUUAAAUAUUUGUGAACUUUGACGUCAAAUUGUAAUUUAUGGAUACUACGGGUUUUAAGUAUAGAAUUAGAAAAGUAGUUCCUGUUGUAAGCAAAAAGGAUCCUAUUUGUUCCAAUAUUAUUCCACUUUUGGAAAAAAAAGCAAAUACAUUUGGUAGAAUUAUGUCUGAUGAAGUCAAUAUUCGAUUACUAUCAAAGGUGACUCCAUUAAUGAUUUCUAGAAAACAUGCAACAAUAACUUGCGAUGAAGGAAGAGUUACUAUUGUUGAUCAUCAUAGCAUAAACGGUGUUUACAUCAAUGGUAGAAGAAUUAAACCAGAAGAACCACAAGAGUUGCAUGUGGGUGAGAAAAUUGGAUUUGGAUGUGCAAUGGGAAAUUUACCAUGUGAAUUUGAAUAUAUUCUUGAACAAUUAAAGCCUGUAUCAAAACAGCAUUUAUGUAGCUCAUUAGUUAAAGAAGAUUAUUCUCCCACAAAACGUCACAAAAAAAUAGAUUCAUCUUCAUUAACAGUUAUAGAAGCAAAUGCUUCUCAAAUAAAAGAACAUGAAAAUAAAAUAAAAUAUUUAUCAGACGAACUACGUUCUAAGGAGGAAAAACAAGAUGUUUUAAAAAAUAAACUUGAGGUUACUCAAAAAUGCAUAAUUGAAAGUCUAGAAAUUCAAAAAUUUGAAUUAGAAGCUGAAAUGCUAAAGGGAGAAAGUCAUUUAAAAGAACUUUUGGAACACCAGUUAAAAGAAAAAGAAGCAUUAUUACGAGCUGAGUUUGAUCAGCACAUUUGUUUGCUUGAAUAUGAAAAGAAAAAAGUUGAAAAAAAUUUACAAGAUGAGUUAAGUAAUAAGUUAAGUGAAAAAGAUGAAGUUUAUAAACUAGAAUUAGAGCAACAAAAAAUUGCUUUAGAAAAUGCCAUGAUUCAUAAAGAAAAUGAAAAGAACAGUCUAAUUGCUCAACUGCAAGUUAAAGAAUGUCUUCUAGAAAAGUACAAGUCUGUUGAGGAAAAUCAAAAACAGUUAGAAUUAUGUCUCAGUGAGUUGCGAAAGCAGAUAGAAGAAAAAGAAAGCCAACUUAUUAGACAAAAAGAAAUAUCAAGACAAGCAGAGUGUGACGCAAAACAAACUGUAAUUCAAAUAAUGGAAGAUGAGUUUACUUGUAUUAUAUGCCAAGAGUUAUUUAUUGGAGCAACUACAUUGUCAUGUGCGCACACUUUUUGUGAACUAUGUCUUAUGAUGUGGAUGAAAAAAAAAAAAAGCUGUCCUGUAUGUCGUCGUAAAAUUAAAGGAAAAGCUGUACAUUCUGUUGUGUUAGAUAGCGCUGUUGAAAAAAUGGUUGAAGCUAUGGAUGAGGAUACAUUAAAGAGAAGAGCUGAACUAAAGCAAGAACGUGAUGAGUUGAAACGGAGGGAUAUUGCUGUCGAAGGACCUGAUGGAAUUCGUUCGUGGAUUCACUCACCAGAUGAUUCCGACGAAAGUGACGAGAUAAUAAAUAGAAACGUUCGAGUUAUGCCAAAUAAUAACCGGCACCGUCAACGUUCAAGAUCUCGCACUCCCAGAAAUCAUCGCAACAGACCAUACUACGAUAAUAGACCAAAUCCAUAUAACGGGACACGUCAAAUCGGCGAAAACAACUUCACGUUUCACAAUCAAUAUGUCCGGUCAGAUCAAGUUUACCAGCCGCGAUUUCAAUCAAGAGUUAACGGUUACUAUCAACAACCAGGCAAUUUCAAUCAUGAAAUUAAUUAUCAAUUUUUCAAUAAUCUUCGUUGUUUUCAUUGUGGAGAUCUCGGCCAUCUAGAUCGUUUCUGCCCAAGAAGAUAACAAAGUAAUUUAAUGUAUAUUUGUAAAUAACAAGUGAAAUCUUAUUUUCAUAAAUAAUAUUCUUCGCUUUCUUUUUUUAA
Molecule: messenger RNA, 1990 nt
Organism: Hydra vulgaris (swiftwater hydra)
Lineage: Eukaryota; Metazoa; Cnidaria; Hydrozoa; Anthoathecata; Hydridae
Product: E3 ubiquitin-protein ligase rnf8
Biological process (GO): double-strand break repair; ubiquitin-dependent protein catabolic process; protein K48-linked ubiquitination
Cellular component (GO): ubiquitin ligase complex; cytosol; nucleus
Molecular function (GO): zinc ion binding; ubiquitin protein ligase activity; nucleic acid binding
Source: RefSeq, a predicted model, not a curated record